Messenger RNA from Sebastes umbrosus (honeycomb rockfish), 2696 nucleotides. RefSeq names its product myostatin b (gene mstnb). Gene Ontology annotation, molecular function: growth factor activity; cytokine activity. Gene Ontology annotation, cellular component: extracellular region. The record is from RefSeq and is a predicted model, not a curated record. NCBI's taxonomy places the organism in Eukaryota, Metazoa, Chordata, Actinopteri, Perciformes, Sebastidae. Gene Ontology annotation, biological process: SMAD protein signal transduction. The transcript has 3 exons. Bases 225 to 1358 code for a protein of 377 amino acids.
GUCAGUCGGUUAAAAUUCAUUGUUGCCUGUCCAGCCAAUCAUAGUUUUUGACGACACAAAAGAGGCUAAAGUUGGAGUAUAAAAAGGUGUGCGCUAAUAAAGUAUGAUGCCUAUCAGUGUGGGACAUUAAUCCAAACCCAGUCCAGUCCAGUCGCGCAUCAGGUCCAGCACACACUCACACAGGGAUCUCUUUUUGAAACCAAACUUGCACACCUUAAGAGACAAUGCAUCUGUCUCAGAUUGUGCUGUAUCUCAGCUUGCUGGUUGCUUUGGGUCCAGUGGUUUUGAGUGACCAAGAGACGCACCAGCAGCCGCCCUCUGCAGCCAGCCCAGGAGAGACGGAGCAGUGCGCCACCUGCGAGGUCCGGCAGCAGAUCAAAACCAUGCGAUUAAACGCGAUCAAGUCUCAGAUUUUGAGCAAACUGCGAAUGAAAGAAGCUCCCAACAUCAGCCGAGACAUCGUGAAGCAGCUGCUGCCCAAAGCGCCGCCGCUGCAGCAGCUCCUCGACCAGUACGACGUGCUGGGAGAUGACAACAAGGAUGUGGUGAUGGAGGAGGACGACGAGCACGCCACCACGGAGACGGUCAUGAUGAUGGCCACUGAACCCGCGUCCAUCGUCCAAGUGGCUGAGGAACCAAAGUGCUGCUUUUUCUCUUUUUCUCCAAAGUUUCAAGCCAGUCGAAUAGUCCGGGCUCAGCUCUGGGUUCAUCUGCGACCGGCCACCGAGGCGACCACCGUGUUCCUGCAGAUCUCCCGCCUGAUGCCGGUCACAGACGGGAGCAGGCACAUCCGCAUCCGAUCCCUGAAGAUCGACGUGAACGCCGGGCUCAGCUCCUGGCAGAGUAUAGACGUCAAACAAGUGUUGACUGUGUGGCUGCGGCAGCCGGAGACCAACUGGGGCAUCGAGAUUAACGCCUUUGAUUCCAGGGGAAAUGACUUGGCCGUGACCUCCACAGAGCCUGGAGAGGAAGGACUGCAACCGUUCAUGGAGGUGAAGGUCUCAGAGGGCCCGAGGCGUGCCAGGAGAGACGCGGGCCUGGACUGUGACGAGAACUCUCCAGAGUCCCGGUGCUGCCGUUAUCCGCUCACGGUGGACUUUGAAGACUUUGGCUGGGACUGGAUUAUUGCCCCAAAGCGCUACAAGGCCAACUAUUGCUCCGGGGAGUGUGAGUACAUGCACUUGCAGAAGUAUCCGCACACCCACCUGGUGAACAAGGCCAAUCCCAGAGGGACCGCGGGCCCCUGCUGCACCCCCACCAAGAUGUCGCCCAUCAACAUGCUCUACUUUAACCGAAAAGAGCAGAUCAUCUAUGGCAAGAUCCCUUCCAUGGUGGUGGACCGUUGUGGAUGCUCUUGAGUUGGGACGGAGAGCCUGGCGAGAGGGAGGCGAGGACGGAGGGGCUGUGGCUCAGUCCGGCCUCCGACUUCAGACUUUUUGACACAACCAAUCCACCAGUUCCAAUGCUUUCCUGCAGAACACGGAGCAAUAGAACCAGAGUAGAGGCCACAAACAGCCCGACCUUCCCGCAGGGCAGCGCUUUCACAGCCACCAUAGCUCUUACUUUUCUUUCCUCCGUCAACUGUGUCAUUUAGCCAUAGAGGCUUGAAGUCAGAUGGAUGCAGAAACAUACACACACAUGCUGGACCUUGGAGUGAAUGUAGACAGAAAUGAUCAAAGUUAUCCAAUGUCUCUGUGUUCUGUGCUGUCCAUUUAUUACCCACAUGCCGACCGAUUAUACUCGUACGCCAUCUACUCCACUCCACUCGUAGCCAACAUACAAGCUAUUACACUUUUUGCUAAGCUAUGUGUUUGUGAUAAUCAUUUUUCAAGUUAUGUUUUCAGAGUGAAACCAGGAAUCCUCAUGGACUUUUUGAAAGGGCUUGGAAAAACACAGCUGGAGACUAAAGUGAUAUUUCACACUGGUAGAACAUGAUUUAGUACACAUAGGAGUCAAUAAAAGGAUGAAAACUGGCUACAUGGCAAACCCUUAUUAACUCCUAUACAUUAUUACUGCCAUUUAUAAAAAAAAAAACAAUGCAAAAUUACUAAUUUGGAAAUCUUUCUUCUAUUUGAUCAAAUUUUAAGUUCUAAUUUUGGGCAUAAAAUCCUAAACGCAGAUGGUGACAUCAUUCCUGAGAUCCUACCGACACAAAAAUGUUCCACCAGGGUGAAGUACCACGUUAGGUCUCGACACGUCUUCAUGUACUCUACAGCAACAUACCUGACCGAGGAGCCUUCUGGCUCAGUCAUAAUCUUCACUAUCCAAACCAAACAGCCUGACCUGCCCGAUACACUUGAAUUAUUCUGAUUGUAAAUUCACAUUACUGGAAAGAAGGACUUGAACUGAAGGCACAAUGAAUGCAGCCUACAAAAUGAAAAAUGUGUUUAAGACAGAGAUUGUAUCGAGAUGUAUGGAUGUUGAGAUCAUGCUUAAACUCUUGUCUUACAAACAACACAGUUUGCACUAUGGCACACCAAUAGAAAGAAUUGGUUGCUACAAAAAGUUGUAAAAACUGAUUUUGAUAUGUUUGCUAAUUUGUAUUGUAUACAUAUGCCAUUGUUUCCAUUAGGAGUUGCCUUUCUAAAACCACCUGUUGGUAAAUGUAUAAAACCACAAGCUAGCAAGAUACAAGAUGUAAUACAGCAACUCUAUAUACUUGUUUUAACAAAUAAAGUUUCUAUCUUGUUUGUUGA